Echinops telfairi (small Madagascar hedgehog) is the source of this 1402-nucleotide messenger RNA. It is a transcript of the gene PRDM5, whose product is annotated as PR/SET domain 5. Gene Ontology annotation, biological process: negative regulation of DNA-templated transcription. Gene Ontology annotation, cellular component: nucleus. The coding region runs from base 113 to 1402 and encodes 429 amino acids. Gene Ontology annotation, molecular function: DNA-binding transcription factor activity; RNA polymerase II transcription regulatory region sequence-specific DNA binding. The transcript is spliced from 12 exons. NCBI's taxonomy places the organism in Eukaryota, Metazoa, Chordata, Mammalia, Afrosoricida, Tenrecidae. The record is from RefSeq and is a predicted model, not a curated record.
AGAUGUAAUUUUGAUUUGAGGACUGCUUAGAGGUAUUUUCUAGCCCCAGAUCAUUUAAGACUAGGUCCUCCUGGAGGGUGAAAAGUUUGGACCAUUUGCUGGAGAGAAGAAAAUGCCUGAAGACUUGGAUGAAAAUAUGGAUUACAGGUUGAUGUGGGAGGUUCGUGGGCGUAAGGGAGAAGUUCGGUACAUUUUGGAUGCCACCAACCCACGGUACUCCAACUGGCUUCGCUUUGUUCACGAGGCGCCCUCUCAGGACCAGAAGAACUUGGCUGCGAUUCAAGAAGGAGAAAACAUUUUUUACCUGGCAAUUGAAGACAUAGAAACGGAUACAGAGCUUCUGAUUGGCUACCUGGACAGUGACAUGGAGGCGGAUGAGGAAGAACAACAAGUUAUGACAGUGGCCACAGAGGGGGAGGUUAAACAUUGCAAAGCACAACCAGCAGCCGGCAAGAAAGAUCACGUUGCCUGUGAAGAGGACUUUGCCUGUCCCCAGUGUGAGUCGAGUUUUGCCAACGAGGAGAUUCUUGCCGAGCAUCUUCAGAUGCUGCAUCAGAAGCCUAGAGAAGAGAAAGAAUGUAAAUGCAAGAGCUGUGGGAAGAGAUUCCCAGUGAAGCAGGCUUUGCAAAGACAUGUUCUUCAGUGCACAGCGAAACGCAGUCUGAAGGAUUCUUCACGAAGUUGUCAGUGCUCUGUUUGCAAUUCCUCCUUCAGUUCAGCAUCGAGUUUUGAGCAGCACCGAGAGACUUGCCCGGGAGACGCCCGUUUCGUGUGCAAGGCUGACAGCUGUGGAAAGAGACUGAAGAGCCAGGGUGCCUUGCGAAGACACCAGGAGAGCGUCCACGCGGGAGACUCUAAGAAGAAGCUUAUAUGUUCAGUGUGCAAUAAAAAGUGUUCUUCAGCAUUAAGCCUACAGGAACAUAGAAAGGUUCAUGAGAUAUUUGAUUGUCAAGAAUGUAUGAAGAAAUUUAUUUCAGCGAACCAGUUAAAACGUCACAUGAUCACCCACUCAGAAAAACGACCUUAUAAUUGCGAGAUUUGUAAUAAGUCUUUCAAAAGGCUUGAUCAAGUGGGUGCUCACAAAGUAAUACACAGCGAAGAUAAACCUUACAAAUGCAAGCUUUGUGGAAAGGGAUUUGCCCACAGAAAUGUUUACAAGAAUCACAAGAAGGACCAUUUUGACAAUCCUCUCUGGUGUCCUAGUAGUAUGAUUGACUGGUUCUUCUGCAAAUCUUUGGUCACAGUCAAUUUGAAAGGCACUGCAGAUAAGUAUCUCGAUGGGGUUUUAUUAUCCACUGAAGAACAGGGCGAGUUCCGUCCUGAGCAGCUCAUGGCCUCCGGUUCUAAAGCCGAAGAUGUGGCCAAGAUCGAACACAGUUCAAAUAGGAAAAGUCCUUGGUGA